Messenger RNA from Monomorium pharaonis (pharaoh ant), 9621 nucleotides. RefSeq names its product probable nuclear hormone receptor HR3 (gene Hr3). The record is from RefSeq and is a predicted model, not a curated record. NCBI's taxonomy places the organism in Eukaryota, Metazoa, Arthropoda, Insecta, Hymenoptera, Formicidae. Gene Ontology annotation, cellular component: nucleus. Gene Ontology annotation, biological process: regulation of transcription by RNA polymerase II. Gene Ontology annotation, molecular function: nuclear receptor activity; zinc ion binding; RNA polymerase II cis-regulatory region sequence-specific DNA binding.
UGGAUGCCAUCUGGUGGUGGUCGGUGCAAGCAGGAGCCACUGGUGCCCCGUAAAGUGCAUAGCGCCGAAACGAAAGGAAGGCUGGAAGAAGGGAAGGUUGAGCCCGGGACGCGAGGACCUGACGAGUUUCCUUCUCGGCGGAUCUAACCCGGGAGCGCGCAGGGUUAUUCAUCAUGCGCACGAUUCAUUCGCGCUGCCAGCAACAAAAGUAAGCGUGCCUUUCCCUGUGACGAGCUGCGAGCCCUCUGCUUCCAUCAUCGGCGAUCACGACGGACGAGCACGAUGUGAAACCACGAGGCCCUCGAACAACCCUCAAGCUGUCGUGCUUUUUCCCGGAGGUAUCUUCGAGAACACUCGAGUGCACCAGCUUAUCCCUUCCAAUCUCAACUUGUCGAUAAUCAAUCCGUAGAAUACUUUUAACAUCGGACUCGAGGAAACACUUGAAGUUGACGGAAAGAUAGUUCAUGUCGAUGGUGAACGGGGAUAAAGCGAAGGGAUCAUAUACCGAGACACAACAUACAAGGAGUGCGAGUGAUUCGCGAUGUGGGUGUCCCCGGCAGUGUGGUGAUCGACCCAGAAUGUCAGUGAUCUGCGAAAUUGACGGAGGAGGAGCAUCGCGACACGGAUAACCAUCACGACGACCGAUGGCAGCGUUUCGUCGCGAGUGUUAAAGUAUCUUAUCGCGUGCGGGGCUAGCGGUCGCGAGCGGUGGCGAGAUAUCGACCGCAGCCGUCGAAUUAAUCGUCGAAGGUCGCGAGCACCGCCUCGCAUUGUCCUUCGUUCAAUCCGAUCGACGAUCCGAUACUUUCCAGUCGAUGAUCUUAGCCAAGAGCAAACCGAUGACCGAUCACGGUCGAACGUGGACAUCCUCGAGCUAUCUACUGGUUUAUGACGGAUGACGAGCGAAAUCACGAAUUUUUUCGUUAAGACUCUCUCUCUCUCUUUCUCUUUUCUUCGAUCGUAACCGAUCUUUCUCAAUUCACCCUUCAUAGUAUACAUUAAACGAUUCCAGCAAUCUUUGAGAAAACAAUUGUCACAAUCGCCGGGCAAUAAAUACACCUUAUGGAUGACAGUGAAGGGUGGAACUGUUCUCAUGCGCUUAUCUUCUUUAACUACAUUUGUCAUAAUUCGCAAUAGAGACCAGUCAUUGCCUCAUACGUUGUACUUCGGCAAUGCAAUUUCACAGACACUGUAAUUGUCAAAAUCGAUUAUAACCGAUUACAUCAAUCAGAUCGAGUACAGAAUCGUUAUAUUUGUGAACAAUCGCUACCGAUUACUCAAAGAAAGCUUCAAGUUAUUGGUGAUUGUUUCGGUGAUAGUGCUUGCACUUCCUUAUCCACACGGUCGAGCAGAUCGAACUCGCACCGGGUCUAAGGACUUCGACCGCUACGCUCCCUCACUGUUUCGAGGCUGCGCGCGAGGAAACGCGUGGUUGAAUCGAAGCGACCCUCUCCGAACGAGACCCACUGACCUAUCGACUCAACGGGCAGCCACUCGAGGCCGUUUCAACCACCCCUCUUCUACUUUCUACCCUGAUGUUUGUUGUGGUUGCCCUUAGCUUCUUGGUCCAACCUGCAGCUCAAUUUCCCCUACUUUCAAACGCGUUGAAAAAACAUUCGCUUUAUUCAUAUACGUGUAAAUUCUUUCUUAAACUAAAAACAAUGACUUCAAGAAUUUUCAAUAGUGCACAAUGAUACUAAACAUCUCUUAAAAACUUCCUAUUCGAUUCCUCGUCUUCCACUUGCAUGCCCUUUUGAAGCUGAUGAACUUAAUCGAUUGAAGUUUAACCAAAAACAGAAAAUAAACCGAGACAAAUGUCCGAUUGUACAUGGCAAAAGAUUGAUUGAAAAUAGAUACAUCGAGCUCAAAAUUCUUUCCGUAAUCGGUGAGUUGUGCCAGCGCAUCGUAAAAGUGUGACGUAUCGAUACAAACGUCGUAUCGAUAAUAACGUAAUGAAAGAUCAACAUUAUCAAUAUAACACCAGCAAUCAAACACGAAAGACAACAAAAGAUUAAGAGUGAGAAGUGAACGCUUCAUGAAGAAAGAAAUCUUCGCUUUAAACAUUCACAGACAAUGAUCCCGACGAUUACAAAGAGAUGCAAAUAAAUUCUGCAAUAAUCCGCACAUGAAUAUUUACAUGUAGACAAAAAUAUAAUGGGAUAGAAGCAAGUACUCGAGUAAUCUUGAAAGUGACUGACUAUUCAAAUUGACUGUCCGAUUCAUUUAUCCUCAUCUCGUCGCUGGCCUCAAUACAACGCAACAACAACGACGCUGUCUUCGACAGUUAUCACAUGUAGAAAUGCCAUAGCUCGUAUUAACUCGUAUCUUUACCGAAAGCAAACGUGCGAAAAAAAAAAUGGCUGAAAGCGGAGCAAGUCCGGGCAGCGUGCAUGCGAACAGCCCGCAACAGCAGCAACAACAGCAGACACAACAACAACAACAAUCACCACAGCAACAGCAGCCGUCACAGCAACAGCAGCAGCAACAAACACAACAGCCUCCAGAUAUAAGCAGUUCACAGCUGACAUCUCCGCCGAUCACGGGAACAGCCCAGAUCGAGAUAAUCCCGUGCAAAGUAUGCGGGGACAAGAGCAGCGGCGUACAUUACGGCGUGAUCACCUGCGAGGGCUGCAAGGGCUUCUUCAGGCGGUCGCAGUCGUCGGUCGUCAACUAUCAAUGUCCGCGGAACAAGAAUUGUGUGGUCGACCGUGUAAACAGAAACCGGUGCCAGUACUGUCGGUUGCAAAAGUGCCUACGCCUCGGCAUGUCAAGAGAUGCCGUUAAAUUUGGGCGCAUGUCGAAGAAACAACGGGAAAAGGUCGAAGAUGAAGUCAGAUUCCACAGGGCGCAAAUGAGGGCGGCCUCAGAGACGGCGCCGGACAGCAGCGUCUUCGAGCAUCAGACGCCGAGCAGUUCGGAUCAACAUCAUCCUUAUAAUGGCGGGUAUACAUACGGCGGUAGCGAAUACACGUCGUCAGGUCCCGGCACCGGCGGUUAUACGAAUUACAAUCAUCAGGCGAUGACGAAUUACGAGCUUAGCGCCGACUACGUCGACAGCACGACGACCUACGACCCCAGACCGACGCAGACGCAGGUCGCAGACACCGUCGCGCCCGACACACCCUCGGCCGUCACCGCGACCGGGGUGCUUCCCAGCGUGGUCACCACCGGGAAGUCUCUGUCCGCCUCGACGACCGGAAGCGGCGCAGGGGGUGGCGGUACCGGCGGAGGCGGAGGCGGCGGCGGCGGCGGCGGCGGCGGCGGUGGUAGUGGUGGUGGUGGUGGUGGUGGUAACGGUGGUGGCGGUACUGGUAGCGGUAAUGGUAGUGGUAGCGGCGGCGGCAGCGGUGGUGGUUCCGCCGCGGCCGCCGGCGGGACUACUGGGGGUGGUGGCGGCGGCAGCGGCUCCCUGAGCGGCGGCGGAAUCGUCGCCGUGAAACAGGAGACCACCGUCGAACUCGCCGGCCUGGGCCACGGCUCGUACACGAUGGUUGACUCGACGACCUUUCUUAGCGGACAGCAGCAAAGGGUCAGCAACCCAUCUGAAGAUGACGAAGUGCCGAGUCUGCCCAGUAUGUCCCAUGCGAUGAGAUAUCCGGCACAAAUCAGCGAGCUUCUCUCGAAAACGAUAGCAGACGCUCACGCAAGGACAUGCCUGGUGUCGACGGAACAGAUCCUGGAGUCCUUCCGGAAGCCCACCGACAUCUCCAGAAUGAUAUACUAUAAGAACAUGGCGCAUGAGCAGCUUUGGUUAGAGUGCGCCCAAAAGUUGACCACCGUCAUCCAGCAGAUCAUCGAAUUCGCUAAAAUGGUCCCUGGAUUCAUGAAGCUCUCGCAGGACGACCAGAUUGUUUUAUUAAAGGCCGGUUCCUUCGAGUUGGCUGUGCUACGAAUGAGCAGGUACCUCGAUCUCCAGCAAAACUGCGUCCUAUACGGCGACACCUUGCUACCGCAGGAGGCGUUUUAUACGACGGAUACGGCGGAAAUGAAGCUUGUUUCCUGCGUGUUCGAGCUGGCCAGAAGCAUCGCCGAACUGAAGCUCACCGAAACCGAGUUGGCGCUCUAUAGCGCGGCUGUUCUACUUAGCCCUGAUCGACCGGGACUGAAGUGCCUGGGAGACAUCAAUAGGCUGUCGCAGGCGGUGAUCAGAGCGUUGAGGUCAGAACUAGAUCGGAAUCACGUGACGCCAAUCAAGGGCGAUGUGACCGUGUGUGACGCGAUUCUCGCGAAGAUACCGCAGCUACGAGAGAUCUCGUUGCUGCACAUGGACGCACUGGCGAAGUUCAAGCGGUCGCAGCCGCACCUCGAGUUCCCGGCCCUCCACAAGGAACUCUUCAGCGUCGAUAGCUGAACGAACGACGCGGCGCGGAACGUCGUCCCGGCGCUGCCGAGUAGACAGGAGCGCGAGUAGCGUCCCGGACCUUGCUCGGUCAAGAUUAUUUCCUUCGUAAUGAACGUAUUGGGCCUUAAAUAAACAUAAAAAACAUUGUUAUAUAUAAAGUAUACAUAAAAAAAGCAACAUAAAGUAUAUAUACAGAAGAAAUAUAUAUAUAUAUAAAUAUAAAGUAUAAAUAUAUACAUAUAUAUAUAUAUAUAUAGAGUGUGGAUGCGUAUGUGUAUACGCGCGCGCACGAUAUGUCGGAGAAGCAGAGGUGUAUACACAUACGCAUGUCUUGUUAUAAGAUUAUAUUAUAUAGACCGAGAGGAAAAAAAAAUCGCGAACGCGUGCGAAGGGAGCGAGCGAGAGCAUGAGAAAGUGCGUGUGUGAGCGAGAGAAACAACGAGCGCGAUCGUAUGAGUGCUGAUCGGAGAGAGGUAUCGGUUGUUACGAUACAUACAUAAAGUAUAUAUUGUAUUAACUAAAAAAAGUAAUGGAGGGAGGAGAGGGGGAGAGGAGAACGGUGAUUAACCGAGUCCCGCCGGGACGGUCCGAGGAUGACGCGGAUAAUAUUAUAAUCGAGGACUGACGUUUCACGGCAAGUGAAUCUCGGUUGGGCCGCUCGUGCGACAUAGAGACCCGAUAUUAUCGCACCGUCGAGCACGAGAAUAUGACAGGCGGGCGAACCCAGCGAAAUAGUAUCGACGAAGGGUAGAGCUUAUUGCAGAGGACGAGGAACCGUGAAACCGCGCCGGAGUUAGGUGUAAUUAAGCGCGAUAAUGACGAUGAAACGGGGAUGCGUCUUUAUCCCUAUUAGAAUUUUCUCCGCGAAUUUUCACUGGAUUAUCUUUUCUAUCUUUAUCUUGCCCCUGUUAAUUAUUGCACCUGUAUACCGUUCGUUAAUAUUACGUAAUUAUUAGUGAUAAAGAUAUGUGAUGAUGAUACGGCGUAGACAAACGCUAGGAAAUUAAGAAGUUUGAUUGUUAAAAGUAGAAAAGAAAAACUUAUAGGGACAGAUGAAAAGAGAAGAGUAAAAAGUUUCAAGCAAGUUAGGGAAAUCGCGAAAUAAGAGAAUAACGCAGAAGGAGGGAAUUAAUAAGAGUAUAAUAUAUUGAUCAUUAUUGUUAUGGUCGACAUGUACGAUUUUGUAAAAACAAUUGGGGCUUCUCUCUCUCUUUUCUCUUCUCGUACAGCUUGUAAAGGACCGGUUUGUUCGCUAAAUGUUCAAAAUAUAAACGUUAGUUGAGUGAUGAUACACGUAGCACAGUACGUGACACAGCAUCUUAUAUAUUUAAAGAUACGACAGAAUUACCCUUUUAAACAUAUUGUCAUAUUAACGUCAUAUUGUCGUAUUACAAUACGAUAGGCGAAAUUUCUUUCAAUUUAACAAGAAUAUUCGGCGAAUAAACGCAUCCUUCUACAUAUAAUUGGCUUAAACGCAAAACGUCGGCUGCGGUUACGCGUUCUAUCGCCGCCGCGAGUUCGAGUAUAGUGAUUCGAGUAUAGUUCUGAGCUACUUUAUAGCAUAUAAAUACACAUAUAUAAAUAAAUAAAUAUAUAAAUAUAUAAAUAAAUAAUUAUAUAUAAACACACUAUAUACAUUAUAUGAGAGUAUAUUUCGACGGAACUAUCGAGAUUCGACGGUCCUCGCGAUUGAUGAAAAUAACGGGCGUUGUAGAGAGUGAUUUCGUUCACGGACCAACCCGGCUGGAUCUCACGGAUAACGGUGACACACGUAAAACACGUUCACGAAUCCAUAUACAUACAUCAUACUUACUUAUAAACAUGUACACGUAGAGACGACAGACAGAAAAAAAAGGAAGGGAAUGAAAGAGAGAAAGAGAGAAUGAAAGUGAGAGCGAGAGAGAGAGAAAAACGUUAUACGAAUCGAUAUGCGCGGAUGCGACUUUCACGGAUGCAGGCAUAGAUAGAGCUAAUCGACCGCAUUAUGCGCGCGCAUUAAAAACAUUUUUGGUACUAUACGGCACUUGUAUGACGCGUCUCUUUAUACGUAAAACCCGUACUUCUUAUGGAUAAAAAAAAGAAGAAAAAAAAAAGACACAAUAGCCCGUUGUCGCGCGCUGAGACACCCUCACGAAGCGUUUACAUAUAUACGCACCGUCACCGGCUUUCCUCGCUGUCGUCGAUCGUUGAUCGAAGAUCAGGAUGAAGAUCGAGAUAUAUUUAAUAACGGCUCGUUGUUCGUCAACACUUUCGCGACCGCUCGCAUAUUUUUAGAUAGAAAUUAUGUCGUUCGGCGCCGGACCGAUUUAAAAAGUAUUCGUACGCCUUCGCGUUGUUACUAAGUAUAAAAUUAUGUUGCUAAGUGGCAGGUUGGAAUAAAAAAGGCAUUCGUACACCAUCGCUUGUUUGCUAUAGAUAACAUUACGUCGUUAAGGAGCAAGCUGAAAUAAUAAAAGUAUUUGUAUGCGCCACUUUCAUUAUAAAUAUCUAACUCUCGUUGUGUGUAGCGCAAUAUUAAAUCCUUUAAGUCUUUUAAAGAUAUAUGGCUUGUAAUAUCUAUUUAAAGAAUAAUAUAAGAAUAUGUAUAGAAUUGCAAUAUUUUCUUCAUUUACAAGUUACUUAUAGCGAUGACGUGCGAAUGCUAUUUAUCUCAUUCGAUAAUGAAUUUUUUUAAGAUAAACUAUAAAUAUUGCAGCUACUUAUGUAAACCCUAAACGGUAUAAGCGGGGUCUGACAGACCGUUUUUAAUUACCAAACGUUAUAGAAAUUUGAUAACGCUCUAUUAUUAUUAUUAUUAUUAUUAUUAUUAUUUGUUUGUAUUUAUAAAGUUUAAUAUAAAUGAAUAAAAUCUAAUUUCCACACGUCGAUUUCGGACAUAUUUAUUUUCAUUGUAUACAAUUAUAUAUUAUUAUUGUUCAUGUAAUGAACCCCUUUGUACCGUAUGUCGAUCCCCUUUAUUACGUAAGUAAAUAAAAUAAUUUAUACUGUUUAGAGGGUCUCCAAUAGAAAUAUUAUAUAUUUAACUCAUUAUUAUACCUUUUUCAAAACUACGAUUAAAUAAUGUUAAACCAUAUCACACAAGACUUUUGUUAAAAAUUAUAAGCAUUUUUCUUACUCAGACAUUUUAUUUUUAUAUUUAUAUUUAAUAACAAGAUCUUUAAUGUAAAACAACAUAAUAUAAAAUAUAACAGUUGUAAUUUUUAAUGAGUUAAAUGUAUUGAUAUUAAAGUAUUAAUUGUACUAAUUUAUAGUUGAAUAUCAGUGGUCGCGAAAGUGUUAAGUGUAUUGUUAUUAGUUCUACAUGUAUAUAUAUAUAUAUAUAUAUAUGUAGUUCGAUUUUUAUUGCGUAUUUAUAUAUUUUUAACUUUCUGAUAUUGGAUAACAAAAGUAUUAAUUCUUCGCGUUGAAUUCAAUUCAGUUUAAAUGACAAUUUGUAUGCACAAUGACUUUACAAUCGUUAAACGGAUAAUUGUUUAUUUGUUAAUGUUAAAGUAAAUUUUACAUACAAGUAUUUAAUUAAUAUAAUAAUAUGAUAUUAAAAUUGCUCAUCAAUAUGCUACAUUAAUAAAUGCAUUUCAAUAUUUUAUUUAUAUUUAUUAAACUUUACAAUAAAUUAGAGAAUACUAAUUUUAAAAAUAAGAUUUAACUUUUUGACACUUAAAACAUAACUCAUGUUUUUGAAAUCUUAGAACAUUGAGUGUUUGAUCUCUUCUUUUCUCAGUCUGAAUUUUUUCAUUAACCCAUUUAAUAUUUAAAUUUCCAAAUAGUUAAACUUUUAUAUAAAUAUUAUAAGUAUUUUAAACUUUUAGAUGAAUUUUAAUUUUUGAAUCUUUGUUAUAUGUUUGCUUCUUGCAUUUUAAAAUUUUGAUUAACAAAAAAUUAUUAAAUUAAGUUUAAAGUCAUUGCCAAGCAGCAAAUAAUAAACCAACAAGUUACUUUAGCUUUCAACUGUGACUGAAAUACUGAUAAUUAUCAUACUUAAGAUUAUCGUAAAACUUUUAACUGAGUCGAGUAAAUAUAAUUUCCUUUAAUUCUUUUUUGAAAAUAUUUAUUUGUUAUACAAAGUAAAAUAUUAUUUUAAAAUAGUUUUAGAAUAAGAUGAAGCACAGAUUUGCGCAACCCUAAUUAUACAAUAAGAUCACAAAUAGACGAGUGAGAAGUAACUUUCGGAUGCAUAUAUUAAGUCAAUUUUAUUCUAAAUAUAUAUAUUUCUGUUUAUAAUUAAAUUAUCAUGUAUUUGCAUUUUUAAUAUUUUUUGCAUCAAUAGUUAUUAAGUAAAAGAAAUUAUAAUAAUAUUGAUUAAAGUAGUAUGAAAAAACAAUGAGUCUAUUUUCUUAAUUUUUUAUUGAAAAUGAAGCCAUUUAUACAUUACAAGAAAGGCAGCUUUAAUGAUGUUAUAUUUUUUUUAGACAUUUAAAGAUGAUAUUUCUUCUUAGAAAUAAGGAUAUAAAUUGCUUCUUUCAAAUAUUGGCUUUUUUACAUUGCAAUAGUUUCGUAUUGUAUUCACUUUAUUUAAUUUUUUUUAACGGAAUAAUUUGACUUAUACGACUUUGUACGUCAAGCACUGGAAUAAUCGUAAAUGUUUUUAACGAAUCAAUCUCGUUACUAUUGACGAAAUUAGUUGAUGAAGACAUUUGUUACUGUUCUUUUCUUAUUCUUAACGAGAUUAAAAUGAGCUCGUUUACGUAACAGCGUGCAGGCAAAAGUCUUAAUAUGCAUCCGAGAGAAUCAAACGCAAUUGAAAAAAGAUCAACGAGAGCGACGGCGAAUCCGUCACGGUGCGCCGACUGACACGCUUUCGGACGGUUGCAUAUACUUAUAGAAAAAUUAAGAGAAUGCAUAUUAUUCUGCCGAUUAACGAGUAAGUGCGUAGGAUUCGUUUAAUUGUAGAUCGAACACGUACACACAGUCACGUUACGCGCGAGUGCAAGAUGCAUACCAUCUAUGACCCUUCUUCGCUCACAUCUCUAUCCCCUUUACUCGAGAGCAACACGUAUACACGCGCACACACUCACAGAAGCGUACACAUACUAACAUAUGAACACGUACAUACAUACAAUUAUACACACACACACACACACACACACACACACACACGCAAACAUAAUGUACACACAUGCGUACAUAAGGCGCAACACGUACACGCGCACGCACGUUGCAAUUAGACGUUAUUAUCGCAAUUUGGAGUUAAAUUUUAUAAUAUAUAAUAUAUAAAAAAUAUAUAUAAUAAAUAUAUAUAUAAAAGUUGACGGAUAAUAUAGAGUUAUGUUAAAUAUCUA